AUGGCCACUUAUUCACCCUACGAGUCUACCCGGUACCGGGACGUCUACGCCCACUACGACGAGGACAGGUUCGCCAGUGCCUCGACAACACCUUCGCCCCGGCAACCGGCAUACUUCACCGAACUUCCUCCCCGACCACAACGACCGGCCACACGGGCUCACUUCCGGUCCGGCAGUGUCAGCGGCUACACCAACGCCUACAGCAGCCCUCGCGGCUCCUUCUCUCCCCGCUACACCAGCGACGGCCACUAUGCCACUGCCAAUGUGAGUCACUCGCGGUCAUCGCGCAAGCACAGCUUCUCGGUUCCUCGCUCCAACCCCAAGCGUGAGCGGCGAAGUUCCUAUUCCUACAAUUAUCGGGCUUCGGACUCCCAUGGGGAAUCCGACGAAGACGAGCUGGACCGGCUGGUGGUGGACGGCUUCGCCUACAUGCAGCCUCUCCAAUCGAGAUUCGACCGAUACAGCACUCGGGAUUACUUUACUGUCAAUGCUGGUGGACAAGGGACUGAUUACCACUACUAUGCACAGACCGGUCCGCACCGCGAUUACUAUGACAGAGAGUCCGCGUUUCCUUCCGCCAAGUACGACUCGGACCGGACGGACCGCAGACCUCUCGCAGGACAACGUCGCAGUUCCACAUCACAUGCAGUCCCCCAGCGCCCCCAGACAGCCAGGCCAGCCAGCUCCUCCCACAAGAAGCCUCCACCGCCGACACGUGUGGCGACCGAGGAAGAUGCCAAGAAUUGGAAGAUCCCUCCCGGAUAUUCGCUGAAGAACUGGGACCCCACGGAGGAGCCUAUCUUGCUGCUUGGGAGUGUCUUUGAUGCCAACUCCCUUGGCAAAUGGAUCUAUGACUGGACUGUCUACCAUCAUGGUCCCGCUACUCCUAUCUCUGAGAUGGCCGGAGAGUUGUGGCUGCUCCUGAUCCAGCUGGCCGGAAAAAUCAAGCGUGCCGAUCAAUGUAUCGACAAGGUCCGUUCCAAGGAGAACAAGGAGAUCCUCCAAGAGUUCAUGGACGCCGGUGACCGCCUUACCGACAAGCUUCGCAAGCUUCUCAAGGCCUGCGAGGCUCCCAUGCUUCGCUCUACUGCCAAGCAACGGAGCUCUUCGCUCGGCAAGGGCGCUGGCGUUGAGUUUGUCGACACGCUUUUUGGAUUUGAACGGGAGCUGGAGAAGACGGAGAAGUUCAUGUCCCAGCAGCAACGACGACAACAACAACAACAACAACAACAACAACAACAACAACAACAACAACAACAACAACAACAACAACAACAACAACAACAACAACAACAACAACAACAACAACAGCGGGGCGUCAUUGUAUCACGUCACACGACAACCCCUUCGACUGUGGAGUAUACUGUUGAUACGCUACAGUUCGACUAUGCGGAACAGGUGCGCAACCAAUAUGCCGCUGGGUAG
Messenger RNA from Neurospora tetrasperma FGSC 2508, 1425 nucleotides. RefSeq lists its product as uncharacterized. The transcript has 3 exons. NCBI's taxonomy places the organism in Eukaryota, Fungi, Ascomycota, Sordariomycetes, Sordariales, Sordariaceae. Gene Ontology annotation, molecular function: transcription cis-regulatory region binding. Gene Ontology annotation, biological process: regulation of transcription by RNA polymerase II. Gene Ontology annotation, cellular component: nucleus. Bases 1 to 1425 code for a protein of 474 amino acids. The record is from RefSeq and is a predicted model, not a curated record.